This is a messenger RNA of Onychostoma macrolepis, 1604 nucleotides long. Its product is annotated as zinc finger protein 862-like. NCBI's taxonomy places the organism in Eukaryota, Metazoa, Chordata, Actinopteri, Cypriniformes, Cyprinidae. Gene Ontology annotation, molecular function: protein dimerization activity. The transcript has 4 exons. The record is from RefSeq and is a predicted model, not a curated record. Bases 278 to 1144 code for a protein of 288 amino acids.
UCAGCAACUAAUGAACAUUUGAUAUGAUUCACAGAUUAAGUAAUCAAUAAAUUGUUAUCAGUUAAAUGCGUCAUAAUCAGGGUUCUAAAUUAACACCCGCCAACCCGCCAAAUGCGGGUUAAAAUUCAUUUUGGCGGGUGUUAAUAAAAACUUACUAGCCAGUUUGGCUGGUGAUACAUGAGACAUUCCAUGCAUGAUACAUAAGGCUCUGUUCUCUCGGUCGUUUAUCCCCCUGGUAGCACUUCCUACAUUUCCCAUGAACACUGUGCCGUAAAUAAUGCUACGCGAUGACGUUUCAUACGCCCAUUGGCUGCGCGCAGUUUGCAGUGAAACCAGCGCGAGAAACCAUGGAAACGAACGGACGAACUAUCUGAGCUGCCUUUCCUCCACUCAGGCUGUCAUAGAAAAGUACAAGUCAAGACCUGGGCCUAAGCUGAGAGCAGUGCUGGACACAGACACCUAUGAGGGAGUCCUCCUGAAGCCUACUGAUGCCGACCAGCAUGGCAAGGCAAAGAAUGAGCUAAUCAAUUCUCUGUGCCGGUGCAUCACUGCUAGAUUUAGUGAUGUGAACAGUGGUGUCCUGCAGGCGAUGCGGCUGACCAGUUUCAAGUGCUGGCCAGAGGCAGACACGAGUUCAGAUUUUGGUGAUGAAGAGGUAAACGAACUCAUCAGUCACUUCCGACCUCUUUUACUGUCUGCUGGAGUGGAUGUGGAGUUGAUCCCUGAUCAGUGGACAAUUCUCAAGACUGAACUGUACACAGCAGGAUUUAGCCAAGGAAUCUUUGAGAAGACCUGGCCUGCUGUGAACAGAAUGCUGCGCCAUCGGUGCCCUGAUGUCCUUGAUCUUUUUGAUGCUCUCCUCACCAUCCCUGCAACUACAGCUGACUGUGAAAGAGGGUUCAGUGUUAUGAAGCAGGUAAAGAGUGACUGGCGCUCACGCCUAAAAGGUGAGACCCUCUCUGACCUCCUUAAAACUCAGUUGUGCUCACCUGACAUCAAAGACUUUGAUCCAAACAAAGCAAUUGACAUCUGGCAUGCUGACAGUUUGCGCUCACGCAGGCCUGAGUUUGUGCGCAAGCAUGGAAUAAAAGGAACAGAGUGUGCCUCAGAUUCUGAUGGCACCUCUGAAGAAGAAGAGCUCUAAAGACAUUCAAAUGAUAGAUAGAUCCCAAACUUAAAAUGAAAUGUUUGCACUUUCUGUUUGUUGUAUGCAUUGUACUUUAAAUGUGUUUUUCAUGCCAACAAUGCUAAUAAAAUGAUCAAAUUCAUUCAGUGGCACUCAUAAUUUCUCUUAUUUUCACCGAAAAAAAUUUGGCUAGUGGAAAUUCUGAUUGGCUGGUAACUUUAGAAAGUUACCAGCCACAUUGGCUGGUGAUCAAAAAAGUUAAUUUAGAACCCUGGUCAUAAUAUAUUAACUACCUAAUAACUUAUUUUAUUAACUAAUGAAGUAAAUUCAUAUGUUAAUUAUCACAUUGGGUCGAAGCCAUGCCUUUAAACUUCCAGUUGUCUGCUUUAAUUAAUCAUUAGCUAAUGAUUUGCUAAGGUAUCAUUAUGUUAUGACUUUACUUGUUGAGGCACAUGACUAACUAACUAAUUCAAAAUCU